ACCCGCCCACAGCGACACGUGGGACGGUGCCGCCUGUAAUUGUCCUCGCGGCGCGGCAACCCUCCCCACACAACUCCGCCUGCCGCUCCGUCCGUCGGCUGCGGUCGCUCCGUCGCCGCUAUUUUUUUUGGGGGUUCUUCUCCUGCGGGCUACCGAUGCUCGUGACCUGGAGCGACCGACUCGGCUUCGCGCUCCUCUCGUGCACCUUGCACCGGAGCGCCCUCUCGCCCGAGCCGAGUGUAUAGGCGAGACGCACUUCUCGGGCCCGCGCGCGGCGACGCGAUGAUGGAAUGCGCGUUCGGCCGUGUCGAUUGGACACCGCGACAUCGCAGAGCCAGCGGGACGCACCUCGUGUCGCUCACACAGGCCGAGUGUUCGGAGAACGUUUAACCGUUCCGCUGAGAGGGAGCGUUCGUGUGGUUUUUUUUUGAGAGACGCAACACUCGACCCGCCUGAGAGUUGACUUCGUGACGGGUCCCGAGGUUCCGCUGACCCAUCGGUGCCACACGUGUUGCGGGCGAUCGUCGUUUUUUUUAUUAUUUACUGGAACACACCUUGGACGGGUCCUGCUCCGUCCGCGUGAGGAGCGACAAACAUCGGCAGCACGGCGAGGUUCCAGAUGAGCGCCCUGCUGGCUAUGGGCAGCAGCAACCUCCAGAGCUUAUUUCACCGCCUGCGCCAUCGCAGCGUGGAGUACGCGGUCAGCAUGAAGCAAUCCGAAGAGAGCUGCUAUAAGGAGAACCCUUUGUUCAAGGCCGUUAAGCAGAACGACAUGGAGAUGCUGGAGGUGCUGCUCGCUGCCAAAGAUGUUGAUCCACUCAUCACAGGCCCUGACGGCGAGACGCUGCUGCACGUGGCGCUGCUGUUCCGCCACCGCACGCUCGCUCUGAGGCUGCUGGACGCCGUUCCGGCCAUCAUCAACAUUCCCAUGACCUGCGAGCUUUACCGCGGGGAAACGGCCAUCCACAUCGCCAUCGCCAACGAGAACGUAGUGAUGGUGAAAGAGCUGCUGCACCGCGGAGCCGACAUCACCGCGCGGGCCUGCGGUUCCUUCUUCCUGCCUGGCAAGCGCUGCCAGUGCUACUACGGCGAGUACACGCUGUCAUUCGCGGCCUGCACGGGAAACGAGAUGAUCGUCAAGCUGCUCAUGGACCACGGAGCCUCCCUCAUCACGCAGGACUCCCUCGGCAACACGGUGCUGCACGUGCUGGUGCUGCACCCCGACCGGGUGCUCGCCGUGCACAUGUACGACUUCCUCAUCUCGCUGGUGCACGAGGGCCAGCGGCGCUCGCUCGAGUCCAUCCGGAAUGCCCAAGGGUUCUCUCCGCUCAAGCUCGCAGCCGCCGAGGGAAAUCUGGCCAUGUUCAACCACCUCAUGCAGAAGAGGAAAAACAUCUACUGGAACUGUGGCCCCGUCAGAUCAGCCAUUUACGACCUCACGGACAUCGACACGUGGGGAGACAAAAACUCGAUCUUGGAAAUUAUCACCUCCAGCAAAAACAAAGAGGCCCGCAACCUGAUCGGAAUGACGCCCAUCAAAGAGCUCCUCCACCACAAGUGGAAAGUGUACGGUUUCAAGUACUUCAUCAUCUGGACCGUUCUCUACAUCUUCUACAUCCUCAUCUUCACCGUCUGCUGCAUCAUGCGUCCUCUGCAGCACGUGAACAGGCUCGACAACGCCACCAUAAUGGGUUCCAAGCAAAUAAGGGAUUCUUACGAGAGCGACUGGGACUACGUUCGUCUCAUGGGGGAGAUCAUCACGGUGCUCGGAGCCAUCACCAUCUUCAUCAUGGAGAUCCUCUACCUGAUGAAAAACGGUCCAAAAAAAUACUUUGGGAAUACGGUGACAGGAGGACCCUUCCACGCAAUCAUGAUGAGCUACGGCGUCCUAGUGCUGGUGAUUGUGGUGCUGCGGGUGCUAACCAACGACGUGGAGGUGAUCUUCAUGUCGAUUGCGCUCAUUCUGGGAUGGUGCAACAUCAUGUACUUUGCCCGCGGCUUCUCCAUGCUGGGCCCCUUCACCAUCAUGAUUCAGAAGAUGCUCUUCGGCGAUCUCCUUCGCUUCAUCAUGUUCCUCAUCAUCGUCCUGCUGGGAUUCUCCGCCGCGUUCCAUGUGGCCUUUGACUCCCUCGACUCAAACAUCUUCAUCUACUUUCGCAACUACCCGACAACGCUCUUCACGCUCAGCCAGCUCAUGAUGGGCCUCAAGGACCUGCCCAUCCCCAACAACAUGAACCUCCCCGCCAUCAUCAUCGUGCUCUACCUGGCCUACAUGAUGUUCGCCUACCUGCUGCUGCUCAACCUGCUCAUCGCCAUGAUGGGCGACACGCACUUCCGCGUCGCCAACGAGCGCGUGGAGCUGUGGAAGGCGCAGAUCGCUGCCACGACGGUGCUGCUGGAGUCUCGGGUGCCACGGUGGCUGUGGAUGCGAUCGGGGAUACCGGGCCGGGAGCUGGGUCUGGACGGGGAUCGGUGGUACAUCCGGAUUGAGGAGAGGAAGGAAAUGUCGCCGAAGAGGAAUUGCGCACGGGACGACGACGACGACGGCGGGAGAGGCGAGUCUCCGGCCAAGCGCAAGAUGUCAUCGACGACCAAGAACUGGAACAUCGUGCACAAGAACUUCGCCAACAAAUUCAGCCAGCUUCACAAAAUGCAAAACCAGCCGACUGUGGCCAAGCACAGUGGGAGCAUGGACUAGAUCGGCCGGGACGCAGGUCCCCAGCAGCCGCACCCCCCCCCUGCCCCCCCGUUGGAUGCAUUGCAGGAAAAGCAGUCCGGCAUAAGUCCUCGUUUAACGUGCGAGUGGUGAGGCGAAAAACGCGUUAAGCGCAAAACAAUUUCCCCCAUUAAUAAUACGCGGAUAAAGUUUUUUUUGCGAAAUACGAUGUACAAAUACUACUGCGACGCACACGCAGUGAGAGAAGGGAAUAGCCAAGGGUGCGCUGCCACGUUACUGUAUCACUCCGCGAACUGUAUUGCCACGGCUCAGUGGCGCAGCUCAAGAAAGUAGUUCAUCAUUAACCGCUCAGAAACCGAGUUAUAACCACGGUGGGCAUUCCCCGUUAUAAUGGGAGCAUUCCGCGCUAUAAUGAUGGUGUGCGUUCUCCAUUAUAACGACGGUGUACGUUCCCCUUUAUUAACAUGGUGUGCGUUCCCCGCUAUAACGACGGUGUACGUUCCCCGUUAUUACAAUGGUGUGCGUUCUCAGCUAUAAUGACGGUGUGUAACGACGGGCGCAUUCCCCAUUAUAACGACGGGAGCGUUCCCCGUUAUAACGACAGGCACAUUCCCCGUUAUAACAAUAGGCGUGUCCUCCAUUAUAACGAUGGGAGAGUUCCCCAUUACAACGGGACCAGUCCCCGUUAUAACGACCGGAGCGUUCCCUGUUAUAACGACGGUGUGCAUUCCCCAUUCCGCAAAGUGUUCCCGAUUCGAGGAACCACGUCAUCGCGAAACGCGUGAUAGUAUGAACACCGCCACGCAUAACGUGAGGAUUUACUGCAGUUUCCCUGGGGUACGUCUGGCUUGGCAGGGGGAUAGGCGGCAACGUUUCGCUUCAAAACUGCAUCUCGGGCGCUAAUGUAUCGCUCGUUACCUCUCGGUUGCGCUUCACUUUCCACCUGUUUGCAAUCCUGUUUUGUGUUAAUUAAUUAAGUUUUUUUACCAUUUUGCAUUAAGUUGCAUAUUCUAUAAAUGUUUAGUCCAUCAUCACACUGUAGACGAUGGAAGUCUACAGUGGUUGUUCUCUGGAUAGACCGGUCUCCAGCCACGGGAAUGUGGAAUUCCCACCAGUGGCUCAGGGCCAAAAAUGGAGACAAGUGCCACCCCAAUGCUCCUUGAAGAGUGAAACUACUUUUGACUUUGUCACAAAACUUAUCUUCGUGCCUCCAAAGGAAUUCCAAUUUACAGCCUUUUGUCAAUCCACUGCUGGAAGACCGAACUUCCCAUGCAGUGUCAGUCAUGGGGGUUUUUUGACCAUACUUCACCAUGCCGGUCAGUGCGGGUUGGUAAACUGGUGGGGGUAGGGGCGUUACAAGACCAGAUCAGUUAUCACUCGCCGUGGAGGUCAGUCGUAACCUGGAUUUCCUGGGUUCGUAGUGAAGUGAACUGCUCCCCGCUGCAUGGUUCUAAUAUUUUUAAACCAGAUCCCUAGUUAAACUUGUAAUGCUUUUAUAUGAAAAAUGCUUGCAAUUUUUUGUUGUUGACAGACACUUUAAAUAUGUGGUUGUGAUAAGCUUAUUAUUUCUAACUUUUUUUGUAAUUUAAGGUUUUAAUGAAAUAAUGCAAUAUUUAAAUGCAACAUAUUAGAAGUAAAAUCGCAAAUUAUAAAGUCAUACUUUUUCACAUAGGAAAUCUGAGAGCAACAUCAAGACAACAGAAUUAGAAUAUUUAUUAAUACUCGAGGAAUCCGAUGAGCUGUGAAGCUCUUUUUCCAGACGUCCAGCCUCACUGCUCUUGCGCUUAAGGCGCUUACUGAGCAAAACGUUUACUGUCCAUCAUGGAACUCACACAGGCAGCAGAUGAACUCGCCACUGAUGUUAGCAGGAGGCAGAAUUCGGACUCGGCUUUCUGGGGUUAUCGCACGGUGCCCUAAACCACCACGAUUGCUGCAUCCCAGCAAGGCUAAUCAAAUAAAACAACGCACGGUCCUCAAGGGAAUCGUCUCGUUAUUGCGUAUUCUGCUGCGCUGGGUUCUCACCGAUUAACAAGGGCGGCAGGGUUGUCGCAGUGGUUAACACUCAUCGCCUCAGAGCGACAAAUACCUGGGUUCGAGUCUCAACUCGGGAGCCUCUCAGCGUGGCGUUUCUGGCUCUCCCCCUGCUCUGCGUGGGUUUCUCCAGUUUCCUCCCAUAGCAAAAAAUAUAUUUAAAAAAUCCACACAAUUUGCCACCGGUAUUGGCCAAACAUUCUAAGGCUGAAAUAUUACCUGCAAAUGGCUCAAUUGUAAUUACAACAACGUCGCUGCCCUGCUGCGAAACCUUGGCAGGACCGCUGCAAAUGCAAGCGCCUUGAGACUCGGCAAGAGUUUCCUGGAAGAAACAAGCGGAGUGGUCCCUCGAGUUACGAUGCCAUUGAUUAACGAUGUUUUGAUUAUCGAUCCGCCUCCCAUUGUUUCUAUUAACGAUACUUUUUCGAUUAACGAUAUGUUUACGACGUCACGCGGUUCCUUGCAGUUUCGGCCCAUCGGAACUUCCUAAGUGGAAUAGGCAGCAGACCUCAGCCAAUCAGCGACCUGCCCUUUUAUGAGCGUUUUGAGAGCAACUGGCUGCUAGCUUUUCAAUAUUUUACGUGCGUUGCUUAUGUAAACAGCUCUCUUACAUACUUAGUGUUUUUUUUUACUGAAAACAAUUAGUUUGCAAAUUAAGCAGGAAAUUAUUGAAAAUCGCGAAAGUGCUCUCGAUUCACGAUAAUUUCAAUUAAGGAUGAUUUUCGUGGAACCAAUAUCGUUAACCGAAUGACCCCACUGUACUCAGCAAAAUACUCAAUUAAAUCAGAAAUAGCUCUGGAUCACGUGCUGUCGUGACGACUGGAAAUGCUACGACUGCCACUUUUGUUAACUCUUUGCAUGCAUGAAAAUUAAUGUUACACGUGGUUUCUACGCAAUAAACAAUAGACAUGCUGGGAAGAAACGUUUACCCAAACGAA
Molecule: messenger RNA, 5646 nt
Organism: Petromyzon marinus (sea lamprey)
Lineage: Eukaryota; Metazoa; Chordata; Hyperoartia; Petromyzontiformes; Petromyzontidae
Source: RefSeq, a predicted model, not a curated record